GCACGCACACACGCACACACACACGCGCGCGCGCGCGCGCGAGGUGACUCAUAGCUCCCGCCCCCUUUCCGUCCAGCCUUUUCUGGGCCGGCCGCUCGCACCACGUGCCUUCCCGGCCGCUCCCCCAGAAGGCGCCUGUUGCCGCUGCUGUAAAAUGUCGUGAGGGGCCGUCGCCGCUUUGCGGCUGCCUCUGAGAACCAGAGCCCGGGAGUGCCCACCGCAGUCAGCGUUUCCUCCAGCGGAGUCGUCCUGAGGGAGGGCGACAGCGCUCGGGCGCGCCACUGGCCUCUCCGCCGCGCCCGCGAGGGCUCCGGGCGAUGUGAACGCGAGGCGGCUGCUGCGCUCCCAGGCCCCGGGGGGGUUGGGGGUGGGGUGCUGAGGCGGGCGGCAGGUGCCUGGGAGGCCGCUUGGGUGGCCGGCAGGAUGGAGGAGAGCAUGGAGGACGAGGAGAUGCUCACCUACGAGGCGAUGAUGGACGACCAGAACCACAACAACUGGGAGGCCGCCGCAGACAACUUCCGGCAGCCGCCGCCGCCCUCCUCGUCCAUCCAGGAUCCUGGCCGAGAACCCCCGGGGGGCCAGCUGCUGACUGUGCCCGCCGGCUCCGUGGACAGGAAGGGCCCUAAGGAGGGGCUCCCGAUGGGGCCUCCGCCCUUGCUGGAGCCCAACGGGGUGAUCAUGAUGUUGAAGAGCUGCGACGGGGCCGCCGUGACCAAGGCGGCCCCCGCCCCCACCCCCAGCUCCACCAUCAACAUCAACACCUCCACUUCCAAGUUCCUAAUGAAUGUUAUAACAAUCGAAGAUUAUAAGAGCACAUACUGGCCAAAAUUAGAUGGUGCCAUAGAUCAACUUUUAACCCAGAGUCCUGGUGACUAUAUACCUAUAUCUUAUGAACAGAUUUACAGUUGUGUAUAUAAGUGUGUGUGCCAGCAGCACUCAGAACAGAUGUACAGUGAUCUGAUUAAAAAGAUAACCAGUCACUUAGAGCGAGUCUCCAAGGAGCUGCAGGCCAGCCCUCCAGACCUUUAUAUCGAAAGAUUUAAUAUAGCUCUGGGACAGUAUAUGGGAGCAUUGCAGAGCAUCGUGCCUCUUUUCAUAUAUAUGAAUAAGUUUUACAUAGAAACAAAGCUUAACAGAGACUUAAAAGAUGAUCUUAUAAAGCUGUUUACGGAACACGUUGCAGACAAGCACAUUUACAGCCUAAUGCCUUUACUUUUAGAAGCCCAGUCAACACCAUUUCAGGUUACACCUUCAACUAUGGCAAAUAUUGUGAAAGGCCUGUACACUCUCAGACCAGAAUGGGUUCAGAUGGCUCCGACUUUGUUUUCUAAGUUUAUUCCAAACAUUCUGCCUCCAGCUGUGGAAUCUGAACUUUCUGAAUAUGCCGCUCAAGAUCAGAAGCUUCAAAGAGAACUUAUACAGAAUGGUUUUACCAGAGGUGACCAGUCCCGGAAGAGAGCUGGGGACGAGUUGGCUUAUAACAGUCCGUCCGCUUGUGCAAGUUCCAGGGGAUAUAGAUAGUGACUGUUGAAAUACUUUCUCCCAGAGAGAAGACACUGGAGCUGCAGAAACUGUUCCAGGCACAGUGGGGCCUGCACCACUCAGGAGCUCUGUCAAAAGGCUGUUCUCAGAGAGGAUGGCACACUUCCUUGAUUUUUCAGUUUUCAAAAACAAGAACUAACAAAAACAGUUGCUGCUAGACUUGGGGGUGAUUUUGAAAUAGGACAAUCUUUUAAUGAGUUUAUCUACAGAGCAAGUAUCUUGGGGAGUGGCCAUUGCCAAGUGAAGCCCAACAUGCAAAUCAGCUUCCUCCAAAAACUUGUUCAUUUGUGGACUUGGCACAUGGUGUCUGUGUCUCAUGUCAAGGUAUCUUUGCUUAAAACCAAGCAGAUGUUAUAAUACAGUAUUUUCACCCAUGUCCCAAACAAUCUGUUUUAAAUUCAGAAUUGGUCUAUGUUUAACAUUAGUCUUACAGGAAGAAAAAUGCCAAUAACUGCUUUCACUAUAACUUUCCCCAUCAAUUCACAUUUUUAACUCUGUGCCUUGAGCUUUGUGCACUUUGCAACUGUGUGACCUUGUCAUCAGACUCACAAUGCUUCCUGGAGAAGUUGAUAUCUCAAGUUGGUCUACCAAGGCCUCUGGUGUGGCUUUGUAGCGGGACCUGAUUGAGAAAAUGACCAGGGGUCAGAGUUCACCCUCCUAUCCCAGUUCUCAUGAGGACCAACUCUUGACUGAGCGGUGUCCUUUCUGCCAUCGCCUCACCUGAUCUUACCGGCCUCUGUGGUAUGGGUGGAGUUCUGGUCCAGGGCCAUGAUACUGUAGAGAUUACUAAACAGUGGGAGCCGCUUCCUGGACCCCUCUAGGGAGAAAUAGUUAUUAAAGCCAAAUAAUGGUGAGUGGUUCUUGGUCCAUCACAUUCUAAUGGGUGCGUUUAGUAUUUGUAAGAGGUUGGCUGUGCCCUGCAUCUUGUAAACAUCAUGUGUGAUAUUUGAGAACAGCAGGGGAGAGUUUGCACUGGCGUCUGAAGGCUUCCUUCAGCUGUGAUAAAGCUGUAUUUUCUGUUUCACUACAUCAACAGUGCUCUUUAGGUCUUCACAAAAGUCUGAAGCAUGCUCCAGCUAUUUUUCAGUGGUAAACAAGAAUCAACAUGGUGAGGGAAAAAUAUUCUCAAUUUUGCUUGAACAUCAAGUGAGCAUUGACUUUGUGCUACCAGGCUUUAGCCAACAGUGAUUCUGACCCUUCCCUUCAGAGAAUUGCCCCCCACUCCCAUCCCCAUCCCUACCCCCAGCUACUACUGCGAACUCAGUGGGUUGAUGAAGAGUCAGAAAUGGGACAGUGGGGGCAAGAAUGUUGCCCAGUAGCAGCAGUCCUGGAUUUGUAAAUGAUGGUCUAGUUCUUUCUGAUACUUCUCUGCAUUUGGUAGAGUUUAUGGGGGCUUUAAUUGGCUUAAAUUUUAUUUGGGUUACCUUGAAGAACCCUGCGUGAGGACAGGCAGGCUCUAAUUAUGGCCUGUACAGUUUUUCUGCUCUAAUGUCAAGGGUAAUUUUCAUUUUAUCAAGAAUCCCAAAGUUUGUUUUUCUGUUGGAGUGUUUGCUACAAGGUUGUAAAUACCAUUUGUAACUGGUUUCUUCUAGAUGGCUUUAAUAUUUUUGACAGUAGUAAAGUUGAGCAUUUCUUGAGACAUAGGUAAGUGGCUCAGUGUCUAAUUUUUACCCUCUCUCCUUUCCUGGAAGAGAGCAUUUUUUUCCUCCAACAGAACUUUCCCUAUAAAAGCUUUACACAAAUGGGCAUUAAAGUGGGUGCUUCUGCAUUAUUAAGUUGAUGGAGAAAUAGUCAUACUCAUUCUGUGUUAGCACAAAAUAGGCAGAGGAAAGCCUGUGAAAUUCUCUGAGUUAGAGCUGGGUACACAUGCUGAUCUUGAAAGUCUGGGGAGAGUGUGUGUGUGAUCCCUACAGUUUGUAAACCUUAAUGAAGGUGAAAUUGACAGAAUCCUUAGUCCUCAACUAUGAGAAAAUAAAAUCUGCUCUUUCCCACUUAGAAUUUGAGGAAAAAUAUUUUUUUUUCAUGUAUGCUUGUGUUCUUGCCAGUCCAAUGUGCAGUUUUUCUACCCCUGUUUAAGACUCCUUUCUUAGUCAGAUCCUCAAAGGCCAGAUGGUUUGGAUCAGCUAGCCAGUGCAAUGGAGUCGAUUUGGCUAAACUGGCAAGUAUAUAGGUUUGCCUACAAGUAGGCCUUUAAAGAGAGCCACAAUUUGUUCUUUACUGAGACUUGUGGAAAAGUCUUUUCUUCUGGUUCCGAUUGGAAGUUGGUUUGUGUGUGGGUGAGAGUGCAGAUGAAUGGGUGCCCUUGGUCAUGACACUGCAUAUAUGUCUCCAGUGCUCAGACCCGUGUAACUGCUGCCUGCCCCCCUUGUUUGCUUUCUGUCAGGUUGCAAAUUUGCACACACGAAAUGAUUCCUCAGGAACAGUUUGCACACUCCUCUCUUCGAUGUACUCUGUAUAGACCAAACAGCAUCAACGGUUAUAGUACAAGAGGCUUCAUAUGUAUACCUGCUAGCACAGGCCGUGGUGAGCUUGCAAACAGUACUGUUUCUGCAGGUAAUGGGAAGAGUUAAGUGACCUCCUGAUUCUCCCUGUAAAUAACCUUCCAGAUUGUGCUGUCUUAUUGAGGCUGUGUUUGUUUGUUUUUUCUCCCUUCUCUCUCACAGCAGUUAAUUAUUUCCAUGGUUAGUAUGCAAGAAUUGCCCUUGAGCUAAGAUUCAGUUGUUUAUUAAGCAGCCAAUACUAAACUAAGCAUUAUUCUUUGAAUAUAUGUUCAUAGAAUAUACUAAUUUGAGAUAAUUAAGAAGCAACUAAAAAGCAAACAAAAAUCCUGCAUUUAGCUAUCCAGCUGUUAGUGUUUAGAGGUUUGUUUGUUUGUUUGCUAUUUGUUUUUAUGGUGUGUCCCUCGAGCUUUUAGCUUGGAUUAUUUGCUUUUAUCCAAGUGUAGGUCUCUUAAGGGGACAUUAAAAUUGGAAUGUGACACUGUUAACUGACACCUGACACAAGUCUAGAGGCUCUUUUCUUUUGUGAUUACUGCUUUCAGUAAGACUGCAAAGUGAGGUUCAUUUUUACCAGAAGUUGCAGGGGUUCAUAAAGAAAUGGCUCUUGUGCUUUAACUACGCAUAGAAGUCUGCCUUGGUUCCGACCCCCAGAAUAUUUGGAAGGAGGUACCUGUUCUUUCCUGAAGGAAAUGCCUCCUCUCUGGUCCCCCUGCUGCUCACCUGCUGUCACUGCCUCCUUCCUGCACUCCCUAGACCUUAACUUGAACCUCUUUCCAGGGCCAGUGGGGAGGAGGUUUGCCACCUCUCUUCAUCUUAGGCUUGAUUCAUUGUGAGGAGAGUGCUGAUGGAUUACACACCUCUGGGAAAUCAGUGUGACUCUGGGGUUAAGAGUGCAGUGGUUUGGAAAAAAAAAUAGCGUGUAUUGGGUCUUAUGUGUCAUUUAAAUAUUGUGGCUGUACUAAAUGCAGUAAGACUGGAUGUUUUCCUGGAUGUGUUUGGUUGAAUGGUUGACAAUGCCCAUGGCUCUUUUAGUCUUAUUUGUCAAUGUUACAACUGUGCAAUUGUGGAGAAAUUAUUUAUGUCAAGUCCUGAGGAACUGUGACUCAAACAAAUGCUUAUACAAAAUUUGGAGAUCACAUGCAGGCAACAAGCUUUGCCACCCACCAGCAUAGCAGAGUGAAUGAAGCAUUGCUGUCUAGUGUCCUGACCAUUUUUCAUAAGGCAUGGCAAAUCUGGUACUACCCUUUGCCACUCAUUCACACAACACAACUAAAGCGCUUCCUGAGCUGGGGCACAAAGCUGCUGGCCUGGGCUCUCCUUAUAAACAUUUGGUGGAUUUUUUGAAUCACUCCUCUGUAAUAGAUGUAUAUUCUCACUCUAAAACAUUGUGGUUAAUGAGAAAUAAAUCUUGUACAAAUGUCCUUAAA
Molecule: messenger RNA, 5467 nt
Organism: Mesocricetus auratus (golden hamster)
Lineage: Eukaryota; Metazoa; Chordata; Mammalia; Rodentia; Cricetidae
Gene: Cacul1
Product: CDK2 associated cullin domain 1
Exons: 9
Coding region: 424-1521 (365 amino acids)
Biological process (GO): ubiquitin-dependent protein catabolic process
Molecular function (GO): ubiquitin protein ligase binding
Source: RefSeq, a predicted model, not a curated record